This is a messenger RNA of Ahaetulla prasina, 3360 nucleotides long. RefSeq names its product jumonji domain containing 7 (gene JMJD7). Gene Ontology annotation, molecular function: 2-oxoglutarate-dependent dioxygenase activity. The record is from RefSeq and is a predicted model, not a curated record. Bases 55 to 1041 code for a protein of 328 amino acids. Lineage: Eukaryota; Metazoa; Chordata; Lepidosauria; Squamata; Colubridae. The transcript has 8 exons.
GGGCGUGGACUAAGGCCGGGUCGCUCUGCGUGUAAGCGCAGAUGGGAUUCCACGAUGGCGGAGGCUGAAAGGAAAGAGAAGAUGCUGCAAGCCAUGAAGCGCUGUUUGUCUGAUUUUCCAACCGAAGCCCGGGAGUUGUGUUGGUCAGAAUCCGUGCCAUACCUUGGUAUUCUUCCGCCUCCCUUGGAUUUCUACCGGGAAUGGAUCUGCCCAAACAAACCAUGUAUAAUCCGAAAUGCUUUCCACCACUGGCCAGCUCUGAAGAAGUGGACCUUGGGUUACUUGAGGCGAAUAAUGGGCUCCAAGCUGGUGAGUGUGGCAGUAACCCCCAAUGGUUAUGCUGAUGCAGUUUAUCAGGACUGGUUUGUUAUGCCAGAGGAGCGCCAUAUGCCUUUCAGUGCUUUUUUGGACAUUUUGGAGAAAAAAAUAACUUCCCCAGGGGUGUUCUAUGUGCAAAAACAGUGUUCAAACCUGAUUGAGGAAUUUCCUGAACUUAUAGGUGAUGUGGAACCUGAGAUACCUUGGAUGAGUGAAGCACUGGGAAAGAAGCCUGAUGCUGUGAAUUUCUGGCUGGGAGAAUCUUCUGCAGUGACCUCAUUACACAAAGAUCAUUAUGAAAACUUGUACUGCGUGAUUUCUGGAGAGAAACAUUUUUUGUUGCAUCCGCCAAGUGACCGUCCCUUCAUCCCAUAUGAGUUAUAUCCACCAGCAACUUACCACGUCUCAGAAGAUGGGUCAUUUGAUAUUCUGGAAGAUAAAACGGCAGAGAAGGUACCCUGGAUCCCCUUAGAUCCUUUAAGUCCAGAUCUGAAACAAUACCCAGAAUAUGCUCAGGCAAAGCCUUUAAGAUGUACUGUGAAGUCUGGUGAAAUGUUGUAUCUUCCUUCUCUUUGGUUCCAUCAUGUUCAGCAAUCACAUGGCUGCAUAGCAGUGAAUUAUUGGUAUGAUAUGGCAUAUGAUCUAAAAUACUCCUAUUAUCAGCUGCUGGAUUCUCUCACAAAAGCUGCACAACCAAUGUUGGAUUCUUCUUGGAACAGCUGACCUUUUACAUCUGAUGUGGAAUUGUGCUUACAGUUUUUGUAUAUCUUUAUUCAUAUAAUUUAAAUAAAUAAUUGCAUAAUUGAUCUCAUAAAGACAAAAGGCAAUUUUUAUAUCAUAUGAAUGCAUUAUAGGAGAUGUUGGCCAAACUGUAUCUUACACAGCUGUUUUCCUAUUUUUAGUGAAAUACCGUAUUUUUCGUACUAUAAGGCGCACCUGCACCUGAUUAUAAGACACACCUAAAUUUAGAAGAGGAAAACAACAACAAAAAGUUUUUGGCCUAGCUUUUUCUGGCCCUUUUCCAGUCUUUUUUCGGCCUGUUUCUGGGCUUUUUUCGGCCCAUUUUUGAGGCUUUUGGGGGGUCUGUUUUUAAGGCUUUUUUUGGCCUGUUUUUGAUGAUUUUUUCAGCCAAAAAAACCUCAAAAGUGGGCUGAAAAAAGCCUCAAAAGUGGGCUGAAAAAAGCCUCAAAAAUGGGCUGAAAAAGUCUCAAAAACAGGCUGAAAAAAGAUCCAAAAAUGGUGUGCAGAGGCCAAAAAAAAUGGCUGGUGGGUGGGUGGGGCUUUGAUAAUAUUCGGUCUAUAAGAUGCACAGACAUUUUUGCCCCCUUUUGGGAGACAAAAAGUGUGUUUUGUAGUCCAAAACUACGGUACUUUGUCUCAUCACUGUCAGUUACCAAAUCAUAUUCUGAUUAACAAUAUUAUCUUUAAAAAAUUAAGCAGAUUUUCUAUCUCUAUUUCAAUGAGAUUUCAGGAUAAUGUUUGGAAAUGACACCAUCUAUUUCAUGUAAAAUGGAUUCCUGCAGAUAAACAGUGUUUUAAUGCCCUCAAUAUCAUUCAACAUCUGUCUGUCGGAUGAAAAAACAUGGAGUAGUGAUUAGUGCAUGGUAUCUGCUAGCUUUCUGUUUCAUCACCCAUUGGGCCUUCAGGCAAUAUGGUCAUCUCUGAGUUUGGGCCUGGUUCAAACAUUACACUAUGUCACACUGUUUGCACUGCAACCAUUGCAAUAUUUCUGGGUUUCUAGAAUAGAAGCUGCCUCUCAGAAUGAGGUGAAUGAACACGUACCCUCACCAGCAAGGAAAAGAAUACAUUGCAGGAUACUUACUUUUGUCCUAAUUUCUCUGGCAAUACAGAUAGUAUUCAGGAUACCAUCCAGGUUACCAAUAAUGGGAUUAAUGGGCUUCCAGAUAAACCAGUGAACAGCAUGAUGGCUACCAUGUGUCCUAACUACACAGACUGCCAGCUUUAUUUGUUUUUUCCCCCCAAAUAUUUUUAUUCAACAUUUUUAACCUUUAAAAUCACAGUUACACUAUUACAGGUUUCAGUUAUCGGAAUUUUUUCGUAACUUCAACUUAUUCUGGAUGGGGAGAAACAGGCUCAAGCUCAAUCCCUCCAAGACAGAGUGGCUGUGGAUGCCGGCAUCCCGGUACAGUCAGCUGCGUCCGCGGCUGACUGUUGGAGGCGAGUCAUUGGCCCCGAUGGAGAGGGUGCGCAACUUGGGCAUCCUCCUGGACGAACGGCUGUCUUUUGAAGAUCAUUUGACGGCCGUCUCCAGGAGAGCUUUUUACCAGGUUCGCCUGGUUCGCCAGUUGCGCCCCUUUCUAGACCGGGAUGCCCUAUGCACGGUCACUCACGCUCUCGUGACGUCUUGUCUGGAUUACUGCAAUGCUCUCUACAUGGGGCUCCCCUUGAAGGGCACCCAGAGGCUUCAGUUAGUUCAGAAUGCAGCUGCGCGGGUGAUAGAGGGAGCCCCUCGUGGCUCCCAUGUGAUACCUCUCCUGCGCAGACUGCACUGGCUGCCUGUGGCCUUCCGGGUGCGCUUCAAGGUUUUGGUAAGGAUCUUCAAAGCGCUCCAUGGCAUAGGGCCGGGCUAUUUACGGGACCGUCUGCUGCUACCGAAUACCUCUCACCGACCCGUGCGCUCUCACAGAGGGGGACUCCUCAGGGUGCCAUCGGCCAGGCAGUGCCGUCUGGCGACACCCAGGGGAAGGGCCUUCUCUGUGGGGGCUCCCACCCUCUGGAAUGAGCUUCCCCCAGGACUUCGUCAACUUCCUGACCUCUGAACCUUUCGCCGCGAGCUUAAAACACAUCUAUUCAUCUGCGCAGGACUGGACUAGAUUUUAAAUUUCAAUUGGUUUUAAUGGGUUUAUUAUGUAUACUGUCAUUUUUAAUUAUUUGGCUAUUUGGAAUAAGUUUUUUAAUUGAUGUUUUAUUUUGUAUUUAUAUGUACAUUUUUAUCUGCCUGUGAACCGCCCUGAGUCCCUAGGGAGAUAGGGCGGUAUAAAAAUACGAAAAAUAAAUAAAAUAAAUAAAUAAAUUCAUAAA